Messenger RNA from Plectropomus leopardus (leopard coralgrouper), 1129 nucleotides. It is a transcript of the gene arl16, whose product is annotated as ARF like GTPase 16. Lineage: Eukaryota; Metazoa; Chordata; Actinopteri; Perciformes; Serranidae. The record is from RefSeq and is a predicted model, not a curated record. Gene Ontology annotation, molecular function: GTP binding; GTPase activity.
GAAAAACGACAUGAGUAGCAAUGAAAUCUGUCUGCUUCUCGGCGCGACAGGUGUUGGGAAAACGUUGUUGCUGAAACGUCUACAAAAGCUCAGUUUGCAUGGAUUGGAUGAACUGGGGGGACCUCCUUCUACUUUGCCUACAGUAGGCACCAACCUGACAGACCUGACAGUGAAGAAGAAGAAGGUGACAUUAAGAGAGCUGGGAGGCUGUAUGGGCCCCAUAUGGCCGAGUUACUUCAAAGACUGCUCGUCUGUCAUUUUUGUGGUGGACUCAGCCAACAUUGCUCAGAUAUCCUCCUCAUGUAUCCAGCUGCUCUCAGUUCUCUCUGCUGAGCCUCUGCACAGCACAUCUGUGCUUAUUCUCUUCAACAAAAGGGACAUCCCCUGCACUAUGAGUCUGAUAGAGAUGAAGUCACUGUUCAGAAUGGAUGAUAUCAUUGCAUCUGCUACUCAGUCAAUCACAACACUGGAAAUUAGUGCUCGCUCUGGACAGGGACUUCAGGAGGUGCUAAGCUGGCUGGAGUCUAUUGUAGUCAAGUGAACUAUCAUACGUUUGUUCCUUUUCAAAUUAUGCUACUGUCACAGGACUUUGAAUGAUGACUUCAAGCUUUUCGGCAAGAGAUGUCAGUUUCCUCAGUGCCCAAAGACUCCUAAUACACAAUUUUACAGAUGUGUGUAACAUAAGACCCAUUGAAAAAUGUUUGCUGUAUCUUUGGUACCAUAUAAUAUGGCAUCAGACUGUUUGUAAGGGUGAACUGGGAAGAAGGUAUGGUAGUGAUAUCAUGGCAGGAUGGAAUGAUUGUAGGGUUGACCAUUUUUACAUUUGUUAAAUUAACACUACUGUAGGUCUUACUUUCAGUUAAUCAUUUAAACUGGUCAUUUUUACUAUUUAAAUUACACACAGUCGACUGCCAGGAUUCGUGAUGAUCCUCAUGCUACUUUCAGUAAGGACUAGUUUUAUUUUGGAAUAAAAUAUGCUCCCGCAAUUUAGUUUUAAUGACCAGGUGAGUGUGAGAAAUACGUCAGAAGAGCCUGGCUCGUCAGAGAAAUUACUGAAAAUGAUGCAGCAUAGUGGUAAUGAGUCACUACCAGCAGGGGGCAUAAAGAGCACAACAAAUGGUGUGACUAA